Pteropus alecto (black flying fox) is the source of this 7626-nucleotide messenger RNA. It is a transcript of the gene CDON, whose product is annotated as cell adhesion associated, oncogene regulated. Gene Ontology annotation, biological process: axon guidance; nervous system development; cell-cell adhesion. NCBI's taxonomy places the organism in Eukaryota, Metazoa, Chordata, Mammalia, Chiroptera, Pteropodidae. Gene Ontology annotation, molecular function: protein binding. The transcript has 19 exons. The record is from RefSeq and is a predicted model, not a curated record. The coding region runs from base 64 to 3849 and encodes 1261 amino acids. Gene Ontology annotation, cellular component: plasma membrane; axon.
AGUGAGCCAAGGCCUGGAUUUUGCUCUGGAAGUCUGCCCUGCCCGCUUCUGUAAUCUGGCGCUAUGCAUCCAGAUCCUGGAGCCUUACAGACACUGCUCUAUGCUACUCUUUCGAUUCUGUGCUCUUCUGUGAGUUCAGACUUGGCCCCUUAUUUUAUUUCUGAGCCACUGUCUGCCGUCCAGAAACUUGGUGGUCCUGUCGAUCUACAUUGCUCUGCUAAACCUGUGACCACUCAUAUCACAUGGUUACAUAAUGGAAAGCGAUUGGAUAGAAACUUGGAACAGAUUAAGAUUCAUCAGGGGACUUUGACUAUUCUUUCUCUUAACCCCUCGCUGUCGGGCCACUAUCAGUGCAUUGCCAACAACAGCGUCGGCGCAGUGGUGAGUAGCCCUGCGACGAUAUCCACUGCAGUUCUUGGUGAUUUCGAUUCAUCAACAAAGCAUGUUAUUACAGCAGAAGAAAAAAGUACUGGUUUCAUUGGCUGCAAGGUACCACAUAGUAACCCCAAAGCUGAGGUGCGCUAUAAAAUCCGAGGAAAGUGGCUGAGACAUUCCACAGAGAAUUAUUUAAUCCUUCCAUCAGGAAAUCUUCAGAUUUUGAAUGUAUCCUUAGAGGACAAGGGAUCAUAUAAAUGCGCAGCCUUUAAUCCUGUCACACGUGAAUUAAAAGUUGAACCCAUUGGCCGAAAGCUCCUUGUGAGUCGCCCUUCUUCAGAUGACUUGCACAUCCUUCACCCCACCCUUUCCCAGGCAUUAGCUGUUCUUUCUCAGAGCCCUGUAACCCUGGAGUGUGUGGUGAGUGGGGUCCCAGCUUCUCAAGUGCAUUGGCUGAAGGAUGGUCACGAUGCUCUGGUGGGAAGCAAUUGGCGGAGAUUGUAUUCUCAUCUUGCCACAGAUAGUAUUGACCCAGUGGACUCUGGAAACUAUUCUUGUGUGGUGGGAAGCAAGUCUGGAGACAUAAAACAUGUGACUUACAUGGUUAAUGUACUUGAACAUGCCUCCAUUUCUAAAGGACUGCAGGAUCAGACAGUGUCUCUGGGCGCCACAGUUCAAUUUACUUGUGAGGUUCGUGGGAACCCAUCCCCCAACUGUACCUGGUUUCACAAUGCACAGCCUAUUCAUCCUUCCCCACGACAUCUAACUGGAGGAAAUGGAUUGAAAAUCAGUGGUGUUACCAUGGAAGACUCUGGGCUGUAUCAGUGUGUAGCGGAUAAUGGGAUUGGAUUUAUGCAGUCUACUGGGAGACUUGAAAUUGAAAAAAACAGUGGACUCAAGCCAGUGAUAAUUACAGAGCCAGCGAGUACAGAGGUGGUAGAUGGAAACUUUGUUACUUUGUCCUGCAAUGCCACUGGAGUGCCGGUUCCAGUCAUUCGUUGGUAUGACAGGCAUGGAUUGAUAACUAGCCAUCCGUCUCAAGUCCUUAGAUCUAAAUCCCGAAAAUCACACUUACUAAGACCUGGGGGCUUUGACAUGGAGCCUGUCCACUUGGUUGUGUCCCGUGCUGGCUCAAGCUCCCUGCACAUCCAGGCUGUCACUCAGGAACAUGCUGGGAAGUACACCUGCGAAGCUACAAACGAACAUGGCACCACAAAGUCGGAAGCAGUCCUCACAGUUGUUCCUUUUGAGACAAAUACAAAAGCAGGAAUAGUGACACCUUCCGAUGCCACUCUGAGCGAUAAAAGAGAUGGUUCAGAAACUGGAUUAUUGAGCUCAUUUCCAGUGAAGGAUCAUUCCAGUGCAGUGGAACCACCAUCAGAGAAAACUGCUAUUGGUGCCUCUGUCCCUGAUGCCCCCAUCAUUCUGAGCCCUCCACAGACCCACACACCAGAUACAUACAACCUGGUCUGGAGGGCAGGGAAGGAUGGCGGGCUCCCAAUCAAUGCCUAUUUUGUGAAGUAUCGGAAGUUAGACGAUGGUGUUGGUGUGGUGGGAAGCUGGCACACAGUUCGAGUCCCAGGAAGUGAAAAUGAGCUCCAUUUAACAGAACUAGAGCCAUCUAGCCUCUAUGAAGUCUUGAUGGUAGCAAGGAAUACAGCAGGUGAAGGACAACCUGCCAUGCUUACCUUCCGAACUAGCAAAGAGAAAACAACGUCAUCGAAAAACACCCAGGCGUCCUCCCCACCCGUGGGCGUUCCUAAGCGCCCCGUUGUUUCAGAGGCUGCAGACCACUUCGGAGUGGUGCUGACAGACUCUUCUAGGCACAGUGGAGUUCCAGAGGCCCCUGAUCGGCCGACCAUCUCCACUGCAUCAGAGACAUCCGUCUACGUCACUUGGAUCCCUCGGGCCAAUGGGGGUUCUCCAAUCACUGCUUUCAAGGUUGAAUAUAAACGGAUGAGGACUAGUGAUUGGCUUGUUGCAGCAGAAGAUAUUCCUCCUUCCAAACUCUCUGUAGAAGUUCGUAGUUUAGAGCCAGGUAGUUCAACAUACAAAUUUAGGGUCAUUGCUAUCAACCAUUAUGGUGAGAGUUUUCGGAGUUCGGCAUCUCGUCCUUAUCAGGUGGCUGGGUUCCCCAAUCAUUUUUCUAACCGUCCAAUAACCGGACCUCACAUUGCGUACACAGAAGCUGUCAGCGAUACUCAGAUCAUGCUAAAGUGGACGUACAUUCCAUCAAGUAACAAUAACACUCCCAUUCAAGGAUUUUAUAUUUAUUACCGGCCAACAGAUAGUGACAAUGACAGUGAUUACAAGAGAGAUAUUGUAGAAGGUUCGAAGCAGUGGCACAUGAUUGGGCAUCUGCAGCCAGAAACCUCUUAUGAUAUUAAAAUGCAGUGCUUCAACGAAGGAGGAGAAAGCGAGUUUAGUAAUGUGAUGAUCUGUGAAACUAAAGUAAAACGUGUUCCUGGAGCUUCUGAGUAUCCUGUCAAAGACUUGAGUACCCCUCCAAAUUCUUCGGGAGGUGGUGGAAAUGUUGGGCCUGCAGCCAGCCCUGCCAGAAGCAGUGAUAUGUUGUACCUGAUAGUUGGCUGUGUGCUGGGUGUGAUGGUUCUCAUUCUCAUGGUUUUCAUUGCCAUGUGCCUGUGGAAAAACCGGCAGCAGAAUACUAUACAGAAAUAUGACCCACCAGGAUACCUCUACCAAGGUUCAGAUAUUAAUGGGCAGAUGGUGGAAUACACCACUCUGCCUGGAACAAAUCGGAUAAAUGGAAAUGUUCAUGGAAGCUUCAUAAGCAAUGGAGGUCUCAGCAAUGGCUGCUCCCAUCAUCACCAUAAGGUCCCUAAUGGCGUCAGUGGAAUCAUGAAUGGGAGCUUAAAUGGAGGGCUUUACUCUGGGCACACAAGCUCUCUAACCAGGACACAUGUGGAUUUUGAACAUCCUCAUCAUCUAGUGAAUGGUGGUGGGAUGUACACAGCGGUACCUCAGACCGACCCAAUGGAGUGCGUUACCUGUCGAAAUUGUCGGAACAACAAUAGGUGUUUCACCAAAACGAAUGGCACUUUCAGCAGUACCCCACUUCCUGUGGUUCCAGUGAUAGCACCUUAUCCUCAGGAUGGUUUGGAAAUGAAGACCCUCAGUCACCUGAAGAUGUCUAUGUGUCUGGCUUCCACAGCCCCCAGCUGUGGCCAGUCACCUGAGGAGAGCAUCAAGGAUGAUGUGGCACUAAGACCUGCUCAGCAUACUUGCUGUCAGGAUCAUAGGAACGAGAGCAACUCUGAUUCCACAGAAGAUGCAGCGGAGUUCAACAGAGAAGACAGCUGUGUCCAUUCCGAAACAGAGAACAAAAAUUUAAGUUGGAAUCCUCUUAUUUUGCCAUCUGUUUCAGAGGACUGUACUGAAAAGACAAUAUGGUCUCCUCCUGGCAUUCCUUUAGACAGCCCUUCAGGAGUCCUUCAACAACCCCAGGAAACCUGAGAAUGUGCAUGUGACAAGAAACCUGAGAAUGUGCAUGUGACCAGCCACGUUCCCAGUUCAAGCCAGUAACUGUACGAAACAGGCUUGGGGAUAGACUGAAAGAUGUUAAUUCAAAUCAGAGAAUAUCUUUAUUUAUUUUUGUAGUAGUAAUGUCAUGUGAAUGUAUCUUACAAUGUGUGCCCUUUUAUAUUAUUUAUGCCUUAAAUUUUUCUCUCCCUUUUCCUUCCUCCCGCCUAGGUAGGAAACCUAGUUUUACAUAGUUUUCAAUCAUCUGAGAGAAGUGGAGUCAUUCCACGUUUUCCAAGAAUCUCAGUGACAAUAAGAGCUCCUCCUGCAAGGACCCAGCCUGUUGGCUGAUCCAGCUAAGAGGGAAUUGCUCGGGCCGUUUGAAGUUUUCAGUUGGAAAGCUGUCUUUCAAUGUCGUGUUAUCAGACUUUCUGAGAACAUUUUGGAAUCAACCACAGUUGUACCCUGCUGUUCAUAAUAGCAGAUCUCUUAUGAAUUUCAUUAGUGCCUUCCACAAAAGUGAUAGCUGACCUGUUGACUAUCUGCAUGUGGGCACAAGUUAUUUUCAGUUUUCUAGGCACUAAUCAUGCACAGUGUCAUGAAUAUGGUUAAGGUUAAGGUCUAGUUGGGUUACUGCAGCCUGCAGAAAGGGAACCAAGGCCAGAGAGAAGAAUGCCUUCACGUCCUACUGCUUUACAAUCGCAUUUCUUUGUGAAAUGGUCACCAUGGGCCUCUUUGGGACUGUUUCUAAGAGAUAGGAACAAAAUACAACUUUGAAGGGGUACUUGAAGAGAAAGAUUCACAUUUUAAGAAGAAAGGGGAGGGUUUCAAGGGAACCCAUCUUGGCAGAAGCUCUCCCAUUUCUAUAGGAUUGUGGUCGUGGUGCCACGGCACCCAAAAAUUGUCAUUUUCUAACUUCCAACAUGGGCAAUACCUGGAAAACGUGUUGGACAAGACUUAAUUUGGAGGGAAAGGGGGAUAUGGUUUGAAAUUUCCUGACUUUUUUUCGGAAUGUCGUCAUUGUAAACAGGCAGAGCUCAUAAAUCACAGUUACUGCUGCCUCCGAGUGACAGGGUAUUUGCAGCUGCCGUUAGAAGGCUUUUCUUCUCUACAUCUAAAAAAACAAAAACAAACCUUCAAAACACCAUAAGUAUGUUUAAUAGCUUGAGUCCAACUGCAGUGGGUCACCGCCCCUUUUGGGAUCGUGCGUCCCUUUUGGGGAAGAAAGUGAAAACGCUUCUCUGGAAGCCCAGUAGUUCCAGCGUAAAUGAAAAAAUUUUACCGUUUCCUAGAAAUUGCCGUGAAAUAGACUAGAAUACUAUGUUAAUCAAUUUUCUAUAUAAGUGCGUCAGUAUUCCCUUGCAUAUGUCUAUAUAUUUUAUACAUAGAACUGUUAGUGAAAUGUGCUGUUGAAGCUGAGUCACUAUGCCAGAAUUCCUUCAAGUAGAAUGUAGUGGAUAUAAUUUCGGGUCAAGUGUUAGGGAUGCUAUAGAAUCAAGUUCUCCAUUCCAGGUGUCCGUGCCUGUACUAUACUGGAUUUAUUCUUCAUGUUACAUAGAUGCAAUUAGCUUUUGAGGGGGAUAGCUUUAUCCCUGACUUCUGUGACUAGCAAAGGACUAAGUCCCAGUACACAGAAUAUGAAAAUGUACCCUGUGUUGGCCAAUCAAGUUACAGCAAUGCUGUCACAAAGCGAGUUUUAGAAAACUGGGGAAUAAAUGUUCAUAGGCAGUCAUUUUGAUUCAGGAAACAGGUAUAUUAGCAUGAGCCUUAGGUCAUAAACUGCUUUUAAAGAUGGAGUUUCAAUAUGAGAUUUGUCCACCGGGAAGAGAACACGACUUUACCUUUAGGGCAAUCUCAUUGUGGACUGCUUUAUUUAUAUUAUUAGUAACGCUGUUUUAAGUGUUAUCCCUUUUAUUGUAUUUUAUUUAUAAAAAAUGCCUUUAUAUAUUGAGAUAUAUAAAUAUAAAUAUAACUAUAUAUAACUGUCUUUAUGUUUAGGAGUUAUGAGUUCUCCCUAGCCAUGAGGCGUUCUGAAGUUUCCUGCCCUGCACAGUCACCAAAACCAGUCCUGCCUAAUGUCACUUCACCAGGAGGUCUGGGGACACAGUAUAUUUCAUUGCAGGAGAUAUCACUCACAUUUGUGGAGUAACUGUUGUGUACCAGGCACUGUGUUUGGAGCUUGUUACUGCUAUCUCAUUAACCCACACAGCAAACCCACAAAGUAGGUGUUGACGUCCCCAAGUCUCACAGUGAGCUGCAGAGCCUGAAUUUGAACUCAGUUGAUGUGGAGCUGUAAUCCGAGCUCCUUCCAUUUUUCCAUGCUGCUUUCCAAAAACAUUGUGGUUCACUCUUUUAAUGGAACCGGUCCAGUUCUGCAUGCUCCAGUCCGCCCCUGCUGCUAGAUUCCUCUGCCACUCUUAACUCUACAACUAGAGAAGCUGCCCUCAGUCCCGUGUGGCAGAGCCCUGUGCUUAUUCCUUAGUCUUCUUGGAGUCCACGUUUCUCUCUGUGAACCCCUCACCACCCCCUGCCCCCCAGAAUCUGAUCUUAACUCAGUUUAGUGAUACUGUAGUUGGUCAGGCCUCUUUAUAUUCCUUUUCAUAUUCCUUAGAAUGCUCCAUGAUUCUUUGUUUUAGCAUUAAACUUCCCCACUUCUGUUCUAUCACUUCGCUAUCUCCUUUUUUUUCUUCUUUCGGUUAUGCACUGGUAGUCUGGUGACAGGUGAUGGUCUGGUGGUGUACAGGAUUUAACAUUGUAAGUUAAAUUGCAGUGCUUUAAACCUUUCGAAGUGGUCUUUUAAAAAGCAUUUCUUCCUUGGUUUUGUUUUUGUCAAAUGAGUCCGCGAAGACCAGUACAUCCAUAUUAAGCCGAUCGUGUCACAAAUCUCAUUUCAGCUACAGUACUGCCAAGAAGUUAACUUUACAAUUGAAUUUCACCUGUGUUGCUCUCUUUUCAAGCAAUGACUUUGAGAUGCAUGUUUUGUAUUAUAUUGAAAAGUAUGUUUUAUUUGCCUGAAAGUUGUAAUAAUAGUAUGUUUGAAACUGUACAUAUUUUAAAUGAUGUAGCUUUGCCAGGUUUUCUUUGGUUGAUACGAUUUUGUAUUAAAAGAGAAUGCUGCUUCCAUGUAGAGUGGCAGUGAAGAUGGGGUGCCCAGAUGCUCCCUGUUUGUAUAAAGCUGCUUAUAGCUUGUGACUAGGGUGGGUAUGUGUCUUAUGUCUUACUCUGAAAUGUUUUGGAACCUCCACCCUGCCCUUCCCUGAAUCCUCACCCCCACCUCCCGUGCAUAUCCAAGAGCCAAAUGAGUCAAUUCCUUCUGUUCUGACUCCAGAGAUCCAGACCCUGGUGGAACAGGAUCUAGGACAAGUGUUUUAUGGGAAGGCCAGGGAAAUACCUGAGCCACAGAGCUGCGUUGAAGCAGGCAGAUCCCCUUAGGGGAGCUCAGCAUUUCAUUGGAAGGAAGCGAGGAGCAUGAGGAGAAAGGGGACGAGUGGUCCCUCCUUGCACAUCAUCUGUUUUUUACCAUCAACCUAGAGCAGCAUCUGUAUGAGCUCCAGAGUAGAAUUUAGCCUCUUCAGGAAGCAGCUUUGUUUCACUGCCCUAAAAGAUCAAAGCAGCUGGACGACUUUGACCAGAAAGCCACUGGGGUCUUUUGAUUGGGUGGGGCCUUGUUAUAUUUUAUUCCUCAUAUUUAAAUAAGACUUCCUCAAGCCUUAGCCCCAGUCCUGAGGGCUCUGAGGGAACUCGAAACUCCUUUUCUAAUAAAGUCUAAUC